UAGGAUGUUGUCUUUUCAUCUGUCAUGCCCAUUGCACCAUAAUUCAGUGCAUUUGAGAACAUUGGCCGAUUAGACCACUAUACCAAAAACUACUAACGCCUUGACAUUAUUCGAGUUAACCUGGUGUAAUGUUGAUUGAACUGAAUGAAGGCCAAAAGUGACCCAGAAAACCACAAACGACGAGGUUAACCCGAUUGCGCUGUGUAAACAUUUCCCGUGUGUACCUGUGGUCUUCUCACGGCUUUGUCCAGUUGACCUGCGUAUUACCACUACCUGUGCAUAUCGCCAUGCGAAGUCAAAACACGGCUGGUAUCCCUGAUACCUCUGAAAGGACACUGUGUCUCAACUAAUAGUCCGUGAUACUGCGCAAUACCAACCCAGCGUUUUAGCAGCUAAAGGGCUGGUAGGGUGAAAGUCGCCCUUUCAAUCCGUGCACUCAUCGGAAGGACAGUUGUGUAUGGGUCAACCUGCCAGCUAGCACCCAUUAUUCCUCGGCAUAUCCUUGUGACGACACCAGCGAAUCAAUCUGAUAUGCCCCUGCUGUAUCACUGAGACUCAAAAACAUCGGCGAACUUGAAUCAGGGACACCGGGAUUUUUUAUUCCCCUGCGGAGUUUGGCGCAAUGUCGAACAACACUGAGGAGAAACAAGAAAAGGAAGAUUCUCCAGAGUACGCGUUUGCAACAGGAACGACACUCCAUGGACUGAACAAGAUCGCAGACGCUCCAAACUGGGGGGCCCGUCUGAUAUGGACCUGCAUUUUCCUCGGCUGCUUUGGAUACGCUACCUAUCUCAUCACAGAAACGAUCCUGUCGUAUCUGAGCUUCGACACUAUCACAGACGUGUCGCUUAAGUUCGAGGAAUCUCUGGACUUCCCAGCCGUCACCUUCUGUAACUUCAACAAGUAUUCACUUAACAAAGUUGUCACCGAUCCACGAAUCAAUGUCUACCUGGAGCCGCUAUAUGCAUUCCCGAAAAGGUAUAGCUUUGUUGGACCGGGGAUGUCUUUAGAAGACGGCCCCACACCGACCCCGACCCCCACUCCCUUCGUCGACAACUUGGCCAGCAUCACUACGUUCGCAAGCUUCCAACUGGAGGACGCGUUGAUCAAGUGUACAUGGAGGGGAGAACCUUGCGACGUUUCGAACUUCACCCACUCCCUGUCCCAGUUCGGCAACUGUUACGUCUUCAAUGGCGACAUCGGGACGGAAUCCGUCAAACAGACCAUCUCCGGGUCAGGCAACGGGCUUCACCUUAUCCUCAAUGUGCUGGCUGACCAAUACUCAGAAGAUCCAACUCAAGGCGGGUCGUCCGACGUGGGGUUAAAAGUUCAUGUUCAUCCCCGAGGGGAGCCCGCCAAGAUGGACACACAGGGCAUCGCCAUCGGGCCGGGAACACAUGCCUAUGUGGGGAUAUCGAAGAUCUCGUAUAAAAAUGAGAUUCCUCCGUGGGGAAACUGUGAAGAGAAGGAACUGGAGCAUUACGACACCUACACCCUGACGGGCUGUCUGCUGGAGUGUAGGGCGCACUGGGUGGAGACCAUGUGUAACUGUACCGCCAUGGAACUGCCAGGAAACCUGGACAUCUGUGAACCUCAGACAGUCGUGGAUUGUGUGACGUCCGUCUACAAUCUGGUUAUUCGGGGCCGCCUGUCGUGCCAGUGCCCGACCCCGUGUGAGCUGGGCAUAUACGGCAAAUCUGUGUCCUACGCUGGCUGGCCCAACCCUGGAGCUGCAGCCAGCCCGUCCAUAGGAACGUACAGGACUAAUUCCGCGUACAUGGAGCGAAACUACUGUGUGUUCGACGUCUUUUACAAGGCGCUGAACAGCAAGACGAUUAUCCAGAAAAGGGCUAUGACGGAGGAAGACCUGCUCAGUGCGAUCGGCGGUUCCCUGGGCCUGUUCAUCGGCGCCAGUAUCAUCACUGUGGCGGAGAUAGGGGAAUAUCUCAUCACCAGACCUUUUAAGUGUCUCCGUAAGAAAACCAGGAUGGACUGAAAAUCAUCGAUGACAAACAGUAAAGAGGCUAGAAACGGAAAGACAACGCAGUAAGAAAAGUCGCCCAGGAGCUUGACGUCAUCUGCAUUAUUAGUUUGUAAACUGGACAAAACAAAUAUGUUCAGACAAAAGGAUGGUGUGGUCAUUAGUAACUUAAUAUCAUGUCUUGGCCUUGUGUGGUCUACGCAUAUUGUAGAUAGGACUGUGCAUAAGGUUUCUCAAAUAUAAUCUCGAUAAGUGAUGGGCGGAUGUUUUGUUUGUUUGUUUGUUUGUUUGUUUGUUUGUUUGUUUGUUUCAAUAAUAAAACAAAAAACACUAUGUGUUAUUUCAAGAGUGUAUGAAACUUCUUCAACAUUGCUAAUUCUGUU
Molecule: messenger RNA, 2364 nt
Organism: Branchiostoma belcheri (Belcher's lancelet)
Lineage: Eukaryota; Metazoa; Chordata; Leptocardii; Amphioxiformes; Branchiostomatidae
Product: acid-sensing ion channel 1-like
Exons: 11
Coding region: 623-1996 (457 amino acids)
Biological process (GO): sodium ion transmembrane transport
Cellular component (GO): membrane
Molecular function (GO): ligand-gated sodium channel activity
Source: RefSeq, a predicted model, not a curated record